GGCGUCGACGUAAGCGAGCCUUUCAACAAGAUGUCCCCUGACCUGGCGGCGCCGGGAAGGCAAAGCUCGGCAGAACCCGCGCACGGAGUGCGGCGGCCCCAGAGCAGAGCGCGAGGCAGCGCGAGCGCAUUCCCCCAUCUUCGACGACGGCGCGCGACCGAAGCACAGCGCGCUGCUCCGACGCCAGGUCCCGCGUCCGGCGCCCGCGGCGCGCCCCAGGCGCCCGCCGCAGCCGGCCUGCCGCCACCAGCCCAGCUGCCUUGCCCGUCUCGAGCCGGCCGUGCAUUAGAUGCUGCGGUGGCGGCGCAGCCCCCCGCCGGCAGGUCACACGCCCGGGCCCACGCGGCACACGGCAGCGGCCACGGCUGGCGCGGGCUGACGCUUCCAUGGGCGUCGGGGAACACCGGCGGCAUUGCCACAGGCGCGGCAGCUGCAGGACGCAGAGUCGUUUCCAAGCGCGGCUCCGGGGCAGCCGAGGUGCAGGAGGAGAUGGCUUCGGCACUUGCGGCGGCGCUGCGUAAGAGGCCGACAUCAGCAGCAGCAGCAGCAGUAGCAGGCCGGCUUAGGGCUAGUGUUGAGGGUUUGGACGGCGCUCGGCGCAGCAGCAGGUCCGGCCGCCACAUGCCACCUGGAGCCGGUGUGGCUGCGGCGCCUGCUGCCGCCCCGCCGGCACAGCCGCCAAGUCCCACCUCGGGGCCCUUGAACCGGCGAGGCCGGCCAGCCGCACACCAGGAUGGUGACACGGUGCGGCCAGGCCGCCGCAGAGUGCACUCCGCGCCGCCGCCCGUGCAACCAGAGCUGCGGCGCCGCUCGUCCAGUGGGCAGGAUCGGGUUGCUGGUACACCGCAGGCAGCGGAUGCACCAGCGCCGUUGCUGUCGCAGAGGGCUAACGCCCAUGCCGGCCUGCAUCGACGUCAGGACCAGAACCAGCGGCAAAGACGACAACAGCAACAACAGGGGCGGUCCCAAGAGCAGCUGCUGCAACAGCAGCCAUGGGAGGCGCCCCCGCUCGAGACUACAUCCAUGGAUGCCGCCUACCCACGCCUGGCACUGGCGGUGCGCGAGGGGCAGCGCUGGUGGCCACACCUGGCCGACGUGUCGAUUGCGGUGCGGGCGGCUCGAGCGGCUGCGGAUGCCGCCGCACUGCGUGCUCUUGGAGUCGCCCUCGAUGCCUCGAAGGAGGUGGAGGAGGGGGAGGCAGAGGCGGAGCAGGCAGCAUGUGAGCAGGGCCGUGGGGAUGCGCUGCAGGCCGCCGGCACCGAGGCGGUGUGGGCCAGAGCCGAGGCCUGGGAUGCAACCGGCGGCCCAGCGCAACCCAGCAGCAGCACCUUCGCAAGCAGGGACGUUGCAGCUGCUACUGCUGCUGCUGCUGUCGCAGCAGACGCCAUGGCUGGGGCCCUUGAAGGCCGCAGGCGGGGCCUGGCGGCAGCAGCAGCAGCAGUAGCCCCCGCGCCUGGGCCGGCACAUGCGCAUGUGCGACCGGGGCGGCGCCAGCAGGAGCCGUCGACAAAGCGGCCUAAGCGCCAGUCCGCGCCAAACGACAACAACGCAGGCGCAAGCAGCUCUGCCGCGGUGCCGGAGCCAUCGGCCGCAGCGGACUUGGCUGCGGCGCAGCGGCGGAUGCUGUCGGCGCGCUGCGGCCCGCUGCGGUGGCUGCCGAGCGGCCGGCCGGCUGCAGGUCUGGCCCAUGCAGCCCUCAGGGACUACCUGGCGGCCGGCGGAGGCAGCAGCCGCACGGCAAGCGCGGCCAGUGGCGGUGCGGCCGAACGCGGCGGCGGCGGCGAUGGCAGCGGCGGCGGUGGCGGAAAUGCUGCCGGCCCAGUGGCUGCUGCUGCUGCCGCUGUCGUCAAAGUGGCGGGGCCGGCCGCUGCUGGCAGGCGACUGCGGUUUGCUGCGCUGCGUGGCGACCCCGCACUCCCAGAGCUGGAUCUACCAGCUGCAGCCGCAGCGCCUGCAGCAGCAGCAGCAGCAGCCGGAGAGGUUGCAGCUGGGCCGCCGGCUGCCGCGCCUGAUGCCCACCAGGAGGCGCGGGCGGCCGAGCUGGCACUGCUGCGCUGCCCGCAUCCCUCCUGGGCGGUCCGGGCCACGGCCGGCGACGCGGGCGGCGGCGCUGGGCGCUACUGGUGGCCGGGUGUGCUGACGGCGGGCCGGCUGGGUGCGGGCGUGAGCAGUCUUCCUUUGGAGCAGCCUUACAUGGCCGCAUGGUUCCGGUCGCUACUGAGCAGUGGAGGAGGAAGGGGAGCCAAGGCGCCUCAGCAGUGCCAAGUGCGCGUGCAGGUGGAGCUGAAUGGAGUGCUGCUCCUGCAAGAUUACGACGUCGCGGGCCAGGGCCGCGCCCCACCUCAGGCGCCGCCGUCUGCCGCCUCGAUGCCGCCCCUGCGUCAGCGCUGCCAGCAGCAACUGCCGCCCAACCUGCAACACCAGGGCCCGCAGCAGCAGGACCCGCAGCACCAGGGCCUGGAGCAUGGGUCGCAGCGGCCGCUGGUGGUUGAGGCGCUGCUGAAGCGCUCCUCCGACGUGCCAUCAGGCGGCCGCGUGUUCGGAAUGCCGCCGGAGCUGCUGGCUGGCAGGUACGUGCGCGGCUGGCGGCGGGAGCGGGGUCGCCGCGCCGCCGCAGACCAGCAGGGCAGCGACAGCCCCAGCGGCCAGCUAGGGCAGGGCGACGUCAGCGACGGACCCGAGCCCGAAGAAUGCCCCGCCAGCGGCCGACAAGAGCAGCUGAGGGGCCCUAGCAAUGGCGCCACCGCAGUAGCGGGGGGAGCCAAGGCCAGCGGCACACCUGCCGCCGCGGUGGGGUCUGUGGCGGCCUCAGCGGCCGCGCGUGACGCUGUGGGCGACAGCCGUGGUGGGUUGCGGCGGCGGCGGAGGCAGUCCGCUCCUGCAGGUCUGGAGCCAGGCCCGGGACCGUCGCCGACGUCUUUGUCGGCCGCUACACAUGCGGUCGCAGCGCCUGCAGCCGCUGCCACCGCCAGCGGCCGCCGCGCUCGCGCGCCCAGUGCAUUGCUGGAGGCAGCCGCCUUAGGGGCGCAGGCGGCGACGGCGGAUGCAGCAGCACCCAUACCGCCUUCCGGCGAGGCGCGUCCCCGCCGGGCCGCAUCCGCCAAGCGGCCGCGAGGGGGCUCAGCGGACGAGGCUGGAAACGCAGCAGCCCGCAGGACGCCCGCCGCGCCGGCAGUGCGGGAGCGGGGCCCCGGGACGGCGCUGCUAACGCUUGUGCUCUCAACGCAUAACCCGACCAAAAUUGUGUGAGGCUGUGAGGCGCUCAACUGCCCAAAAUGUUAGGAGUUAAGAUGGAUCGGAACAACAUUGGAUGGACGUAAUGCACGUGGUGCUUGGUUGCAGGUGGAGAUUGCGGGUGUAGGGAAGCUGGCUCGGGUGUGAUACAGGGUGUGCUGCGCAUUAGCUCACAAACGGUUCCUAGGUUAUAUACGCCGGUAGGUGUAGACAAGACACAGCGGGAUGACUAAGUAGGAGAACCUGUGCAAAGGCUUGGAGGGCAGGAUCAGCGAGUACCGGUAAUGAUGGGUUGGGUUGGUCAUAGGGCUAGUCUAGUCAGGUUGUAAGGCUGCGAAGCGGUCAGGUGGGGUAGCCUGACGCUGAGCCGCAGUCAUGUCAUUGCGAUUGACCCAUGCACUAAGCUUGCUGAGGCUGUUUGUGCCUGGUUGUGCCCGGCGGUAGGCGGCACGCGCGCCGAUCGAUGUCCCUUUGCUAUGGGGCGCGGUGUGUAUCCAAGUGCUGUCAAAUGUGAGGAGACAGGACACGAGGUGGAGUCAGGUCAUCAGGCAUUGCUAUGGGGCCUGCGGUAGAGCGCAGGGAGCGACCUCGCAGUCAGGGCUGGGAUGUCGAGGGCCGCGAAGGCCCACUUUCAAGCAGCGCCAGUCCCCUCAAUCUGGACAGCAGUGCAAACCGCAAAACGGCAAAACUUUGACGCCAGUGCCAUGUGGGCAUGUGGCUGCUACUAAAAGCGCUCAUGCCCAGUUUCAUCUUCCUGAGGAACUAGAAAUCGU
Chlamydomonas reinhardtii is the source of this 4007-nucleotide messenger RNA. RefSeq lists its product as uncharacterized. The coding region runs from base 31 to 3249 and encodes 1072 amino acids. The transcript has 3 exons. Gene Ontology annotation, cellular component: SWI/SNF complex; nucleus. The record is from RefSeq and is a predicted model, not a curated record. NCBI's taxonomy places the organism in Eukaryota, Viridiplantae, Chlorophyta, Chlorophyceae, Chlamydomonadales, Chlamydomonadaceae. Gene Ontology annotation, biological process: regulation of transcription by RNA polymerase II. Gene Ontology annotation, molecular function: transcription coregulator activity.